UUGUACCACAAACAAGUCCGCGAGAGAGUUCACGGACGAAUCUGUUGCAUCAGGAAUCGGAUCCAAUCGUCUGUAAUACAGAACAAGUGGGCUCGUCCUUUGGAGCAAGCGUGCGCGCUGAGGAAGAGACAACAGUGACACAACUCACUGCACGCUAUCACCCAUCAAUCGGACCAAAGAGUGCUACGGCGUGGUCGCUGGCUGUACGACAGAGAGCGAAACCCCGCUGUCCCACCAACAGCAGUUUUUCUAACCACGUCCUCACCCGCCUAUCUUCACAGCCAGUAACACACGAGGUUGUAAGAAAGGCCUCCGAAGACAUGAAGCGCGACCGCGACGGCAGUCAGCACCAGCACCACUAUGAGUAUCGGCAACAGUGGCCUCAGCAGCAGCGUCAACAGCAUCAACAUCAGCAGGAGGAAGAGAUCCCCCCCCCUCCACCACCUAGGAACCGACCGCAGCAGGAGAUCCCCCCUCCCCCACCACCUAGAAUCCGGCCUUCGUCAGCGUCAAGGAAUGGCCAAGUCGCAGCAGUCUCAAACGGAUCGUCAAACCAUCCUCCAGCUGCUUUCGCUCCUGCUACAGCCGCGGUGGGCACCGCGUCAAGAAUGAACGGCGCCGGCGACGGGGGCGGGGCGAACGUCUUCACCGCAUCAAGUUAUUCCGAGAGGGCCCCAUCAUCAUCAUCAACCCCAACCUCCUCUGCUAUGAAGAGACCGAAGCUGGGCUACGAACAUCCAGACAACUGGCGAGCAACAGCCGACGAAGUGCUUGUGAAAGCAGGACUAGAAGGAGGCGACAAGGAGGGAAAAUCGAGGGCUGGAGACGAGGAAGGUUCGUCCACGCGCAGGGGCAAUGAUAAGGAGAAGCAGCAGCAGCCGGGCGCGACAAAAACGAUGGCAGCGGCCCGGUCAAAGAGGCGAUUUGCUGUCGUUUGUUCCGCGAAUUUCAACCGCAGCAUGAUGGCCCAUAAACUUCUGAAGGAACAUAACUUUCAGGUUGAAUCCUACGGUACUGGCAGGGAAGUGAGGCUACCGGGCAAGGACAUCGCCAGCCCAGAAGUGUUUCCUUUCGGAACGCCCUACCGGGAUAUCUUCGACAAGCUCAAGGCCAAAGACGAAGCGCUUUUUAGCCAGAACAACCUGCUGCCUCUGGUGGCCCGUAACGCAAUGGUGAAAGCCGCCCCGCAGCGGUUUCAAGAAAUCGAGGGCCCGGACAUGGCGGAUUUCGACGUGGUGCUAUGCUUCGAAACGAGGGUUUUUUACUUGGUCGUGGAAGACUUACAAUCACGAGACCCGGAGACGUUCAAGCCUCUGCACGUGAUCAAUAUGACCAUCAAAGACUCAUUUGAAGAAUCAGCCGCGGCCGCCGACAGCGUUCUUGAACUGUGCCGCAUGCUUGACGGUGUAUCCCAGUUAGACGACGAGACGGCUGGCGUCCUCGAAGUGUUCACCAGGAAGACCAAGAGGACCGUGCUCCACCAAGUGUGCCACGUUUGAACUAUGGCACGCUAUCGGUGUAUUUGUAGCCGCCGGGUGUCAGUCCGAAUCGAUUGGUGUGCCGACGACGCCUGACUCUCCAGUCGUACAGCAGUAGGAGUCGAAGCCAAGGGAAGUCUCAUGAACCUUGGAGGAGGAAUGUGCCGACAUACAGUAGGAUUCAAGUGUAUUUUAGCCUUCGAGGGGGUUGGAUCAUGCGACGCGGUUGAGAGUGAGACUAUACCGAGUAGACGACGUGAUGGAUGUCAUGCAUUACAUCUGACGUGGGGGCAUGUUUACGCACGGCGUGCGAUGUAGCGCCCAAGGCGUCCUUCUCUCACCUCCUUGGCUUAGUUGCUUACCCUUCUCUCUGUGAGAAAAAAAGAAUGAAGUUAGGUAUGGAGCAACCGACGACACAACGUUCGCACGCAGAAGAGAGCAGCAAAACGGCGC
Ectocarpus sp. CCAP 1310/34 is the source of this 1931-nucleotide messenger RNA. Lineage: Eukaryota; Phaeophyceae; Ectocarpales; Ectocarpaceae. The record is from the annotation of a GenBank genome assembly.